GCCGGUUUUUUCUAAUCGUCAUCCUGGGCGCCGCCGCGUGAACACGACCCCCGGUCAUUUAUUAAUCGUCAUCCUCCAUUAUGUACGGAUCCGUUGCGUUGCUCACUCUGAGAAGGCUGGUCGGCCUGCACGGCGAGCCGAGCAAGCGCAGACUUCCUCACGCGGGUUCGCCUUCUCCCCCCCAGCGCCAAGACCGCGCAUAUGAAUGCCCGUGGCAUGCGACUCUGCGGAUGCCACACCUAAGAACUGACCUUGCCGCGCUGGCGCUGAUGCGGGUACAAAAACGAACACUGGUCUCGAGGCGCCAUGUGCCACCGCUAAACAAUACUGCCGACGCAUCGAGCUCGAGAGGCGGGGCAGCGCAGGUCCUGAAGGCGAAGCGAAAGGAGCGGCGAGCAGCCCGUGCCUUGCUGGCGAAAAAAAAGGGGCGGUGCUCGGAGGCCACCUCGAGAAGAGGAGCCUCGCGGCACGACGAGCAAUCGCCUAGAUCGGGUGUUGAUAAGCAGCCUAGAGGAGGGGAGGAGGAGGAGGAGGAGGAGGAGGAGGAGGAGAAGGAGAAGGAGGAGGGGGAGGAGCCUCGCGUGUCCGAUGCGACAGCUCAGUGCUCGCGGCCUACUCUGCGCACCUCGCGCACCCUGGGCGGUCCGUAUGUCGACGCUGGGUGCCAGGUGGCUGCUGACACUGUCUCCACUCUGUAGGACAAGGGAGUCGUAGCCACCCAAACAGCCAAUCAGACCACCAAGGCCCGAGGUGUGCCUGUUCAGGCGGACGCCCCACUACAAAGAGAAAAAGUGAGCUGCUAUUUAAGCUGGGUCCAAGUCAAUAGCGGAGGAGGACGACCAGGAGGCAGCAGAGGACGGGGGCGCAAGAGGAGGAGGAGCAGCAGGAGGGGGAGGAGAAAAGGGAGACGGAGAAGGAAGGUAGAGCGGAGAGCGAGACGGCGAGAGAGUGAGGUGGCUUCCAGCUCACCUCCACGAGGGGAGGCCAAUCACCAGGCCCCUGCAGGGGCUGGCAGCAUGCUACGGGGGCCCGCCUUCGAGGCUGCACCGCCGCGCUCCUUGCGAGGACGACGACGAGGCAACAGGAAGAGGGAAAGGAGGCAAAGAGGCAGCAGCUACAGUCUGCGCAAAAGGGUCUGGAUGAGCAUGCACGUUCGCUUGCAGGGCAUCCUACUGCAGCGUUACGAAGCGAUGAAUAGAGAAGCCGAUCUGCAAGUUGCAGAGGCAGCCACGGGAGAAAACCAAAAGUCGUAUCGACGAGACGGGACGUCGUCCAGGGAGAGAUCCUGGGAUUCGGGGGGGCGGGGUAGUUCCCCGCCCUGCGCCUUGGGCGCGGCGCGGGAAGCUUGCACCCAGGCCGUGAGAUGCCUCUGGCCUAUCGUCGCGGGCGGAAAACAUAUCCGUACCACCCUCAGGUCGGGCAUGCCCUCCUACAGGCGAAUUUUGGUCGGAAAAAAUCAAACA
Prorocentrum cordatum is the source of this 1463-nucleotide messenger RNA. Lineage: Eukaryota; Dinophyceae; Prorocentrales; Prorocentraceae. The record is from the annotation of a GenBank genome assembly.